AUGGCGCCUAUCGAGCGUAUAACGCUAUUCAACAUUCCUAAGGAAGAAGACCGUCUGCGUCUGGUUGAAGAGUACAAGCAACUCUCCAAAACGGCAGUCAAGGAUGGCAAGCCUUAUAUUUCAAAUGUCUCUUUUGGCCCUGGCUUUGAGGAUCCCCGCAGUCAGGGAUACAAUUUCGGUGUCAAGACUACGUUUGCGACCAUCGACGAUAUGAGGUAUUAUGAUACCACGUGUGAGGCCCAUAAGACUUUGAAGGCGUAUGUUGGGGGAGUGAGGGCCGGUGAUGUGUUGACGGUGUAUUAUGAGAAUGCGGCGUAA
This is a messenger RNA of Talaromyces atroroseus, 318 nucleotides long. RefSeq lists its product as hypothetical. The record is from RefSeq and is a predicted model, not a curated record. Lineage: Eukaryota; Fungi; Ascomycota; Eurotiomycetes; Eurotiales; Trichocomaceae. The transcript is spliced from 2 exons. The coding region runs from base 1 to 318 and encodes 105 amino acids.